AUGACCAAAUUACGAGUGCUGCGACUCUAUGGGUGGCAUAGGAGGCUCAGUACACCCGCAAAAUCUUCACUUGCAGAUCCCGCCCUCCAGAUGCCAGGCUUUAACCAGCCACUCAAUAACAGAACUGGACCACACGAAUUUUUACCAAAUGUUUUGGACGAAGAUCAAAUGGAUGAUGACGGGUUCAAGUGGGAGAAAGAAAUGUCACGAGAGAAAAGCCGGGCUAAUCAAACCCCUUUAGUAAUCUCGUCACUCAUCGCGAGGUUUUAA
Messenger RNA from Penicillium brevicompactum, 270 nucleotides. RefSeq lists its product as uncharacterized. Lineage: Eukaryota; Fungi; Ascomycota; Eurotiomycetes; Eurotiales; Aspergillaceae. The transcript has 2 exons. Bases 1 to 270 code for a protein of 89 amino acids. The record is from RefSeq and is a predicted model, not a curated record.